Messenger RNA from Adineta ricciae, 1542 nucleotides. NCBI's taxonomy places the organism in Eukaryota, Metazoa, Rotifera, Eurotatoria, Adinetida, Adinetidae. The record is from the annotation of a GenBank genome assembly.
AUGUGUAACAGCUUAGAACAGAAAAAAGAACGAUCGAAUCAAUCAAUAAUGGAAGGGAUCGAACUUGGUUUCACCGACAUAUCGUCAGUUCCGCCAAUGUACAGGCACGAUACACAUCAGAAUCAUGCGAAUGCUAGCACAAACAGAUGGCCAGUACAACACGACAUUAACGGCGCCAACAAGACUUCCAUACGCGAAUCAGGAUGGUUUAAACCGAUUGUCAUUGCGUCAGUGAUUUUCGCGAUUACCAUUAUCAUAAUUUUGGUAAUCGCUCUUCCAAUAGCAUUAACAUCAAAAAAGGAUGCUACAGAUACAAAGACAAUCAAAACAACAACAAUCACAAUAACAACUUCAACGGCGACUACAAGAACAACAACAACAUCACCAUUAUCAUCAUCGUCAUCAUCAACAACAGCAACAUUAACAACAACAGUAACAGUAACAGUAACAACAACAGCAACAGUAACAGCAACAGUAACAACAACAGCAACAACAACACAAGGACUAAGAAGGUGGACAAUGACAACAGACAUGAAUGACGCACGACGUUUUCAUAGAGCAUCUAUAUUAUUAAAUGGACAAAUAUUAGUUACUGGUGGAUAUUAUAGUAUCAGAGGUGAUAGUUUUCUUCGUAGUGCUGAGUUGUAUGAUCCAUCGACAAGUACUUGGACGACGAAAGCAAACAUGAAUGCUGCACGAGUUAGACAUACAGCAUCCAUAUUAUCAAAUGGAACAAUAUUAGUUGCGGGUGGAUCUAGUGUAUCUACUUACCCCUAUAGUGCUGAAUUGUAUGAUCCAUCAACAAAUCAUUGGACAAUGACACCAAACAUGAAUGCUGCACGAAGUGGACAUACAGCAUCCGUAUUAUCAAAUGGAAAAAUAUUAGUUACUGGUGGAUCUAAUAUUGAUAGUGAUAGUAAUGAAUAUCUGAGUAGUGCUGAAUUGUAUGAUCCAUUAACGAAUAAUUGGACAAUAACAGCAAACAUGACUGUUGCACGACGUGCGCAUACAGCAUCCAUGUUAUCGAAUGGAACAAUAUUAGUUAUUGGUGGAUAUGGUGGUAUUGAUGAUGGAUAUCUUAAUAGUACUGAAUUGUAUGAUCCAUCGACAAGUACUUGGACGAUGAAAGCAAACAUGAACGCUGCACGAGGUGAACAUACAGCCACUAUAUUAUCAAAUGGAACAAUAUUAGUUACUGGUGGAACUGAUGUUGGUAUUCUUGAUAGUACUGAAUUGUAUGAUCCAUCGACAAAUAUUUGGACAAGAAUGCCAAAGAUGAAUGCUCCACGAAGUGGGCAUACAGCAUCUACAUUAUCAAAUGGAACAAUAUUAGUUGUUGGUGGAAAUGCUGGUAGUAGUGGUGGAUUUCUUAAUAGUACUGAAUUGUAUGAUCCAUCAACAAAUAAUUGGACAAUGAGAGCAAACAUGAAUGCUCCACGAGGUACACAUACAGCAUCCGUAUUAUCAAAUGGAACAAUAUUAGUUACUGGUGGAUAUGGUGGUAGUAAUGUUGGUACUCUUAAUAGUACUGAAUUGUAUUAA